This is a messenger RNA of Ruditapes philippinarum (Manila clam), 2172 nucleotides long. RefSeq names its product cysteine sulfinic acid decarboxylase-like. Gene Ontology annotation, cellular component: cytoplasm. Bases 140 to 1837 code for a protein of 565 amino acids. NCBI's taxonomy places the organism in Eukaryota, Metazoa, Mollusca, Bivalvia, Venerida, Veneridae. Gene Ontology annotation, molecular function: pyridoxal phosphate binding; carboxy-lyase activity. The transcript is spliced from 10 exons. The record is from RefSeq and is a predicted model, not a curated record. Gene Ontology annotation, biological process: carboxylic acid metabolic process.
AUAAAACGACACGUGUCGUCUUUGUUCGGACUUCUGCAAUGUCCUAUAGUUCUAUUUUUUACUACCAUAGCUACACGGCAUCUAUCUAUAAAAGAAAGUCAUUGUCAAAUUAACUCCAUAAUUCCUAUAUCGACAUUACAUGGUAGUAACUGACACGCUCAAAAGAAACUACAACAAGAAAUUAUUUAAAUUAAAACAAAACAAACAAAAAAACAUGGCAGUACAUAUUAAGAUGGCUUCAACAAAUGGAACAAUUUGUAAUGAAUUAAAUGGUUUUGAUACGUUAAAGCUGAAAAAUGCCAUCAACGGUAAUUUUUCUGAUGAUAUAGUCAACGGGAUAUGUGAGAAACCUGUUGAAAAUGGCACACAUACUCGUGACGAAACUACUCCUGGUAAAGAUGAUCUGCAGUUUCUAAGAAAGGUGACAGAUGUUGUGAUAAAAGAUGCUUUAAUUGGGGCGAUGGAUAGAAAAACGCGUGUUUGUAACUUUCAUCAACCGGAGAAAUUGCGGACAAUGCUGAAGGAAUUGAAGAUCUCCAAAGAACCAGCAAGUGAAGACAGCCUGUUGAACAUGUGUAAAGAUGUUAUACAAUACAGUGUCAAAACAUCAAAUCCACGGUUCUUUAAUCAGUUAUAUGGUGGUAUGAAUCAGUAUUCACUAGCGGGUAACUGGCUGACAGAUGCCUUAAAUCCUAGUAUAUAUACAUACGAGGUAGCUCCAGUCUUUACUUUGAUGGAGGAAGAAAUAUACAGUAAAAUGUUACAUUACGUUGGAUUUGACGGUGGUGAUGCUAUCUUUGUACCAGGAGGAUCAAUGGGAAACAUGUAUGGAAUGAACAUUGCACGUUAUGCGAGAUUUCCAGAGAUCAAAACUGACGGGUUAUAUGCUGUCAAGAAACCUAUUUGUGUGUUCACGUCUGAAAAGUGUCAUUAUUCGGUGACGAAGAGUGCAGCUUUGAUGGGUAUCGGUAUAAACAAUAUCAUCUAUGUAAAGUCGGACAAAAUUGGUAAAAUGAUACCAGAAGAACUAGAUCGAGAGAUAAACGCGGCCAAAGAAAAGGGUUACGAGCCAUUCUUUGUAAAUGCUACAGCAGGGACAACAGUUUUAGGAGCUUAUGACCCUAUCGAUGAGAUAUCAGAUAUCUGUAAAAAGCAUGGCCUCUGGCUUCACGUGGACGGCGCGUGGGGCGGAAGUGCAGCAAUUUCUACCGAAUACAAGUAUCUUGUAAAGGGAAUUGAAAAAGCUGAUUCAAUGAUAUGGAACGCACAUAAGAUGAUGGGUGUCCCCCAGCAAUGCUCUAUAUUUCUUACAAAGCACAAGGAUAUAAUAAAAGAAUGCCACAGCGCUAACGCAGGUUAUUUGUUUCAACCAGACAAGCACUAUGAUGUCUCAUUUGACACUGGUGAUAAAUCUGUACAAUGUGGUAGAAAAGUUGAUGUGUUUAAACUGUGGAUGUUAUGGAAGAAGGAAGGUGAUAGUGGUAUGGAAAAUCGGAUAGAUCACCUGUUUAUGUUGUCUAGAUAUUUAGCGGACCUGUUGAAGCAGAAAGAGGGAUUCAGACUUAUACAGGAACCAGAGUGUACUAAUGUAUGUUUCUGGUAUAUACCACCAAGCUUAAGAGGUCAAGAGGAGUCAGAAGAAUGGUGGGAUAAACUUGCUAAGGUUGCCCCAGCAAUCAAGGCUGGUAUGAUGCAGUGUGGCUCAAUGAUGAUCGGAUAUAACCCUGACGGAGAUCUCAUCAACUUUUUCAGAAUGGUCCUCACUAAUUGUGACACAAAAACAAAAGAUAUGGAUUUCCUGGUGCAGGAAAUAGAUAGACUAGGCCGUGAUUUAUAAUGGGAUGGGGCAAUAAUAAACCAAUGAUAGUUAUUAGUCGUAUUACUUAGACGCAAAGUGCAAUCGCUUAUCUCAUAUCUUGCUUUUAUUACUUUGACCUCUAUGAUAUUAACCUUCAAGGUAAACUUUCAGAAUUCAGGAAUUUUCACCAUGGAAUAUUGACAAUUUUGGACGUCAUGAAAAAUAUUGUCGUCAUCUUACUGAUACAGUAAUCGAUUUUUAUUGGUAAAUAUUAUCAUAUAUACUAUGUUUAUCAUUGUUUGCCAACGUAACCUACAAAAGAAACUACCAGACACCUAAGAUCAUACAUAUUUACAAAUAGUUCAAGUCGGCUC